Messenger RNA from Pelobates fuscus (common spadefoot toad), 833 nucleotides. Its product is annotated as protein kinase C-like. The transcript is spliced from 7 exons. Bases 162 to 833 code for a protein of 223 amino acids. Gene Ontology annotation, molecular function: ATP binding; protein serine/threonine kinase activity. Gene Ontology annotation, biological process: peptidyl-serine phosphorylation. The record is from RefSeq and is a predicted model, not a curated record. Lineage: Eukaryota; Metazoa; Chordata; Amphibia; Anura; Pelobatidae.
UGCAUGCAGUAAUGUGAGGCAGGUCUUCCUUGCUGCCGAUAGCUAAAUACAAUGGGGUCUGGCUCCAGAAAAUACUUGGGUUUCCCUUCCAUGCAGAGCCCUGGAGCCAUCAGAGGACGCAUCUACAAUCUAGCAAGCCCUGACAGCAGGAUCCUUAUGGAAUGAGAAGGCUCUGCAUGAUCCUUCAUUUGAAGAUGAAAUGCUUUUCCCGUUACCUGCCUUACAUCUUCAGACCUCCAAACACCAUCCUCUCCUCUAGCUGCCACACAGAAGGUACAGAUCAUCAAAGGGUAAUGAUGGCGUCAUGGAGGAGCAGAAAACCUGUGGCAGUCAAGAUAAUGAGGAAAGAUGCAAUCAGGGCAGACAUCAUACUCCGGGAGCGACGUGUCCUUGAGAUUGCCAGAAACUGCCCCUUCCUGUGCGAGGGUUUAGCCGCCUUUCAGACUAAGAUGCACACCUUCUUUGUCAUGCCCUACAUGUUUGGUGGCAGCCUGGAUUGGUAUCUUACGAUAAAGCGAUCCCUCCCGACCUACGAGGCAAUGUUUUAUGCUGCAGAAAUAACAUGCGGCCUUCAAUUCUUACAUAAGCGAGGCAUCGUUCACCGGGAUAUUAAGCCGGAUAACAUCAUGCUUGAUGAAGAGGGCCAUGCCAGAAUAUGUGAUUUUGGACUGGUGGCAGAAAACAUCACAGGAGGAGUCCUGGCCCAGGGUAGCACUGGGACUACAACCCACAUGGCACCAGAGGUGGCUGCAGAGAGGAGAUAUGGUGCGUCAGCCGACUGGUGGUCACUGGGAGUUACCUUACAUCAAAUCUGCGCUUCUCUCCCCACCUGA